Molecule: messenger RNA, 1415 nt
Organism: Homalodisca vitripennis (glassy-winged sharpshooter)
Lineage: Eukaryota; Metazoa; Arthropoda; Insecta; Hemiptera; Cicadellidae
Product: fatty acid-binding protein, muscle-like
Exons: 3
Coding region: 79-483 (134 amino acids)
Biological process (GO): fatty acid transport
Cellular component (GO): cytosol; nucleus
Molecular function (GO): fatty acid binding
Source: RefSeq, a predicted model, not a curated record
AACCGGAGUUCGGACAGUCUUCUCUAGUAGUCGUUCUACCCGCAUAACGCAGCCCGCUUCCCGCAUCUCUUACUCGACAUGGCCGGUCUAGUGCUCAACCAGAAGUUUAAGCUGCAUGCCAGUGACAACUUCGAUGAGUUCAUGAAGGCGCUUGGAGUGGGUCUGGUGACGCGGAAGAUGGGGAACACGGUCAGCCCCGUGAUCGAGCUGACCGAGAAGGACGGGGAGUACACACUCACCUCCAACUCCACCUUCAAGAACACGGCCAUCAAGUUCCGUCUGGGGGAGGAGUUCGAGGAGGAGACUCCGGACGGCAGGAAGGUCCAGAGCACCAUCACCCUGGACGGUGACGACACCCUGGUCCACAUCCAGAAAGGCGCCAAGGAGUCUAAGAUUAUUCGGAAGUUCUCCAAGGACGAAGUCAAAAUGACUCUGACCGUGGACGAUGUGGUCUGCACUAGAGUGUACAAGCCUGUAGAAUGAUUCUGCCAUCCUCUGCUACUUUACUCUAUUCAUAUUUAAUUAUAUUUUAAGAAACUUUUAUAUUUUCUCACAGUUUGUAACACGAUAAGUGGACGGCACUUUACAUAUUACAAGGUGUCCAAAAAGACCCGGGGCGGUGAAAUAUUUUUAUAGUUGUUUAAGACAGAGAUACAGAACUCGGCUCAUACCUACUGGGAGAAAUUAAUUUAACACACCCAGUGGCCCACUUCUUCCUCAGCGGACGGGUACACAAGGAGGCAGAAUAAAUUUUUAAAAUGUAAGCAUACGUUGGUAUACACACCAGAUUAGUUGAAUGUUCAGUUAAGCAAUAAGAAUAAUAAACUACUAAUCUUUGAAUCAUUGUCAUUUAAUCCCUAGAUUAUGCCAUCAAUCGCUCUAGUUUUGCCUGUGAAUAAAUUUAUCAAACUACCGUGACCUUGGUUAUGUGUACCUAAUAAUUAUAAAUUCAAGCCAUCUAUAAACGGCUGCCAUUUCCGGCUCGGUAGUCUGUUUGAGGUCAGGUUUGCAGCAUUGCACUCAUUGUAUUAUUAAAAAACUUUAAUUUAAUGUGCACACCAACCUAUGCUUACGUUUCAAAAUUUAUUCUGUAUCUUUGUGUACUUUUCCACUGAGGAAGCAGUGGGCCACUGGCUACACGUGUAGUUAGAUAUUUUGGUCCAGUAAGUCUGUUCCGUUUUGUAGCUCUAGCUUAAAUAACUUUUAAAAAAUACGUAUUUAACCGACUUUUUGGACACCUUGUAUAUUUUCUUAUGUAAUCCUAAGUUUUAAUACUGACAUUAAAUGUACGUUUGACUGAUAUAAGAAUUUUGAAUUUUAUGCUAUAUUAAUUGCCAACUAUAAUAAUCUAGAAUAAAAGACAAUAAAUGGUGUAUAAAAUAUUAAAAAUAUUAUAUUGUGAAAAACAAAAGCAA